AUGUCUGCGGAAUUUAUUAUUGUAAUAAUAAAUGUACUAUUUGCUACCAGUUUAGCCAUAAGUGAUAUGACAGAGAGUUCCUUUGGGAGAUAUAACGAAGGUGUGAUCGCAGCAUUCGGUGACUUCAAUUCAGAUGAGCUAACAGAUGCGUUUGUUAUUAAGAAUAAUUCGAAUGUAGAAGUGUUUCUAGCAUACGAUAAGGAGCCAUUUCUCAGACCUUCAGCUUAUGCUUGUAAUUUCACUGACAUUGUUAUAACAAGUGUCGUACCAGGAGAUUUCGAUGGAGAUGCGUAUAUGGAUAUAAUGUUAACAACUCAAGGAAUCGAUGUCCUUACUGAUCUUCAUUCUGUCCUGAUUCUGUGGGGAGGUGAAUCCACCUUAAAUUGUUCUGAUGCUAAGUUUACAAAGGCCACCACAGUUGGCCAGCCACUGGUUAUGGAUUAUAAUCGCGAUAUGAUACUAGACCUAUUUGGAAUGAAUACCCAAUAUCAGAGAGUGUUCUGGAUAUUUGAUACAUCAAGAACAAAACCUGAACAAAAGUUAAUGGGUGGAGACUCUUUGAAAGAAAUCAAGUUACCACAUUCUCAUUCAUUUUUAGAUGUAAAUGAUGAUAAUGCAGCUGAUCUGUUGGUGACAACGACAUCAAAUGUUGAAGUAUGGUUGAAUGAUGAAUUUGAGGGAUUUGAAUACACAAAUAGUAUUGAGUUACUGGUAGGCCAUCCAGCUAUCUAUGGACAAGCCCUAUUCAUUGAUGUUGCCCUCUCUGGUGAAUUUUAUUUAGUGAUACCAGUAUGUUAUGAUCCCCAGUGUAUUAAUAGUACUAUACUAAUAAAUGACAAUGAGAAGUGGCACGAUUUACAUGUGGAUUUGAAUGAUGGUAAAGGCACAUUGUGGCGUUUCGUGCCACCUAAGAAUGAAAUCUAUUUAGAUACGAUCACCAUGAGAAGUGGAGAUUACAAUAUGGAUGGAUAUCCAGAUAUUUUAAUGACAUUAAGUCCAGUUAACAGUAAUACAACCAAAGUAUUCCUACUUCAUAAUACUCCAUGCGACUUACCAGGGUGCCAGUUCCGUAGAACAUUUGACGCUCAGUGGGACAAAUUUGACUCUUUUGGAAAUGAUGUUGUAAUGGCAACAUUUUAUGAUUUUUAUAUGGAUGGUGUACUAGACGUAAUAUAUGUAAAAAAGAAUGUGACCACACAAAAACAUACAAUGCAUUCUUUCAGAAAUGAGUUGGAAUAUGACACAAACUUUAUUAAAGUGAUUGUAGUGACUGGUUUAACUAAUGAAAAGACACCAGUCAACAAUAGAACAUUUUAUAAAAGUAAACUAACGUUUGGUACAAAUCUACCUGGCCCUAAAAUUGGCUACAACACUUGGUCACAGGAAGGCACUUACAGAACAGGUGUUUGCGCCCAGUUGCCACAAUCUGCCUACUAUGCAUUACAAUUACCUUACUCAAUAUUUGGUUUAGACCGCACACCUAACUUUGUAGACACUUUGAAUGUAGGGCUUUCAGGAUAUUCUAGGAGUUGGACUCAGAUUAUUCCAAAUUCUCAAAUAGUAGUAAUUCCUGCUCCUCCUAAUGACUCUUCACAAUGGAAGGCGCAAUUAUUUGUAACUCCAAGUAAAGUAAUUCUCAAGAGUGUGUUUGUAUUAACUGCUAUUAUUAUUGUUAUUAUUGGAUGUGUACUUUACUUACAUUGGAAGGAAAGGAAUGAUAGACAGGAUAUAAUAGAGAUAGAUGAAAAGACUUAUGUAAAAAUUUAA
Arctia plantaginis is the source of this 1767-nucleotide messenger RNA. Lineage: Eukaryota; Metazoa; Arthropoda; Insecta; Lepidoptera; Erebidae. The record is from the annotation of a GenBank genome assembly.